Symbiodinium sp. CCMP2592 is the source of this 1104-nucleotide messenger RNA. The record is from the annotation of a GenBank genome assembly. Lineage: Eukaryota; Dinophyceae; Suessiales; Symbiodiniaceae.
AUGCAGGAAGGGCACCUGACUCUGGAUGAUGAGCUCUCCAAGCACAUCCCGGCAUUCGAGAACCCCAAGGUUCUUGCCGAACGAUCCGACGGUAUGCCAGACUUCAGCAGGCUGGUGCCAAGCAGGCGGCCCAUCACCAUCCGGCACCUGCUAACCCACACCUCCGGGAUCUCCUGCGGCCUGGCCCCAGUGCUCGACGGACCUAGGAUCAGGAGUGCCCGCGAACGAGCGUGGGCCAACAUUUACACGCCCCUCGUAGACCGUGUGGAUCGCAAUGAAUUCAAGUGUCUGGCUGAUUGGGUGCAGGAACUGGCCAACGUCCCGCUGGUCAGUCAUCCAGGCCAGCACUAUGGCUAUGGCUACAGCUACGAUGUGCUCGGACAUUUGAUUGAGCUGAAAUCCGGCAAGCAGCUGGAGACCUACCUGCGCGACCACAUCUUGGGGCCCUUGGGCAUGAGCGACACCGGCUUCAGCUUGACAACUUCCAAAGCUCGGAGGCUCAGCGUGCUGUACAGGUACACAAAGUCCUCGCGCUGGGGGGGAACUGGAACAAACUUUCGGCUGGUCCGCGUCGACCCUCCAAAGCGAGGCAUGAAAAGUCGCUGGCUGGGCCGUUGUUGCCUACCGUCAGCUGGUGGAGGUCUCUCCAGCCUGGAAGGGGGCUUGUUGAGCACGCUGGACGACUACGCUAAGUUUCUGCUGGCAGUCAUCCACGGCGGGCAGCACCCCAUCUCAGGAGUGCGAAUCCUGAGCAAAGCGUCCGCUGAGUUGAUGAUGACAGACCUCAUCGACCAGCUCCGCUCACCCGGCGGCCGCGGUCCCCCAAGCAGUGCCCGGCCCUACGACAGCCUUGGGCUUGGCCUGAGCUGCAUUGGGGAAGUGCAGCGUCGGGGUGCGCCCAAGGACCAAUGGUUCGACGGGGUGGAGGGGGUCCGGCAGUGGGGCGGCGCGGCAAGCUGUGCGUUUAAGUACGAUCCCAAUCAUGGGCGCCCCAUCUUGGCCAUGCUGAUGACACAGGCGCUCCCCCAGGACGAUGGGGCCACGAUCACCCACUUUGUCCGCGGCAUCCGCCAGGUGAUGCAGGCGGAGACAGAAACUGCCUAG